Cercospora beticola is the source of this 3059-nucleotide messenger RNA. RefSeq names its product Emp65p (gene EMP65). Gene Ontology annotation, cellular component: endoplasmic reticulum membrane. NCBI's taxonomy places the organism in Eukaryota, Fungi, Ascomycota, Dothideomycetes, Mycosphaerellales, Mycosphaerellaceae. The record is from RefSeq and is a predicted model, not a curated record.
AUAACAGGCGCAACCGCGGCAUCAGGACCACACGAACACAACGUAAAGAACACACAACAAGAAGCAGGGAGCGCGACCAGGACCAGUCUCGCAAAGCAUUUUGUCGACAGCAUACCUUUCGCAGAUGAAAUAGUCGCUUCCCAGUUGCGAGGUCGGCCACGGGCUGGCUUUCCACUCGAAAAGCCGCAAUACGGCGUUUUUCCUUCGACAAGCCAUGAGUGUCCUUCGCCUCUUAGUCUACCGAACGAGCGAAAGGGCGCUGUAGAGAGCUGCUGGAGAGACGAUUAUUGUGCCCUUUGCCGGGAUGUCGUUCGCCGGCACGAGUGCAGCCAGCAGCAGUAGCAAUGCUAUCGGCACCGGCCAGCGCUCUCUGCUCACACCUUCUCCAUCCUCACCCCCUUCACCAGCCCCGGAGGGAGAGGAUAGCGGGCCACGACGCAAUGGCGAGCACGAAUGGCGCGUCGGCGCGGUGAAGCCUUCGGAGCCUGUCCGUAGAGGCAGUGAGGCCACUGCUCUCAGCCCUGCCGCUUUACACGAUCUCACCUCGUCACCCGACUCACUACCUCUGCGCUCGCUCGACGAUGACACUCCGCUCCCUGCGCUGGACGAGGCAAUGGCCAGCGACCACUGGCACGACGCACCUUCCCGUCAGCAGGCUAAGGAGCAGCAGCAGCCACCUCAACCACAACCGUCGACCGGUGCAUCUUCGCCGUCGGCGGCUGACUCGCCUGCGCCCUCGCCACAUGCCACGCAGCGCCGCCAUUCAUCGGUGCGGACUUCGCGAGCGAGAGCGCAGCUUGCUCCGCUCAAGAUCGAUGAUCAAGCGGACCCCAGAGGCAGCGGUCUGCGCAGAGGAUCGUCGCAUACGCACCGUCAAACUUCGCCCAUACCGGCCGUGCUGCCUGUGCCGCCCAUGUCCCUACCCACGCACUUACAUCUCGAGCUGGCAUCGGAGCGGCCUUCCGCUCUCUACCUUCACCGAUCCGCCACAAGUGACUUUCCCUACGAGACGUCGGCGGUCAAGUUUGAGCGACUGCACAAUUUUCUCAUGCUUCCGCCCCAGCUGGAACAAGUCUUGGUCUUUGGCGCUAUCGCGUGUCUAGAUGCGUGGCUCUAUACCUUCACCAUCUUGCCACUCCGCUUCCUCAAUGCCCUCAUGAUUCUGCUACAAUGGAUGGGUGGUAAUGCCAUCCAAGAGGUUCAAGAUAUAGCUGGAUUCGUCUAUGAGGGGUUGGGGCGGAUGUGGCGGCGUCGGCGACGAUUAGACCAACACGAUCGGAAAGCCUCUUCCUCCAGUCAAAGGCCCAAUGACGGAGACGCGCAAUCGAGCAAGGAUACAUACGAUGGCGUUCCGAGCGACGCCCGGCUCCCUCAUGUCUCGCAGCCGACUGCAGACCACGAUCACCCCAUGCCGUCAAAACGCAAGGCUCGUAAGCCAUCGAAUGUCUUCCGCCAUCGGCGUACACGGUCGACGCCAUCGAUACUUCUUCCCAGUCACAAGGCCGACCUACUUCAGGGUCUCCUCAUCGUAACCAGUUGCGUUGCGCUCAUGUGGUUUGAUGCAAGCCGGACAUAUCACUCAAUUAGAGGACAGGCUGCCAUUAAACUUUACGUCAUAUACAAUGUUCUCGAGGUCUUCGACCGCUUGCUGUCUGCAGUUGGUCAAGACAUUCUCGAGUGCUUGUUCUCGCGCGAGACCCUGGAGCGCAAUCCCGAUGGCCGUAGUAAGAUCUCCCGGCCAUUUUGGAUGUUUCUGCUUGCUCUCCUCUAUGUCAUCGGCCAUUCCACGGCCUUGUUCUACCAGGUCGUCACCCUGAACGUUGCAGUCAACUCCUACUCUAACGCUCUCCUGACCUUGCUUAUGAGCAAUCAAUUUGUCGAAAUUAAGGGCACAGUGUUCAAGAAAUUCGAGAAGGAGAACCUAUUCCAACUCACCUGCGCCGAUAUCGUGGAGCGCUUUCAACUGUGGCUUAUGCUGCUGAUUAUAGCGUUGCGCAACAUCGUUGAAGUUGGUGGCCUCAGCAUCAGUCUCAGUGCCGCCUUCAGUGACGAGAGCUCUGCUAGCCCAUCGUCAAGCAACAACGCGACUGGGUUUCCGCUGCUUUCGGGUCUCGUCAUUCCGAAGGCCUUCACCUUGAUGCCUACCUGGACAGGAGAAGUCCUCGGUCCUUUUCUCAUUGUGCUUGGCAGCGAGGCGCUGGUCGAUUGGUGCAAGCAUGCCUAUAUUUCGAAGUUCAACAACGUGAAACCAAACAUAUACGGGCGCUUUCUAGAUGUCUUGGCAAAAGACUACUAUUCUCAUGCGUUCGUGGACCAAAACCUUACGAAGAGGCUCGGCUUACCUAUCAUCCCUCUCAGCUGUCUGUUCAUCCGAUCGAUGGUUCAAACAUACCACAUGUUCCUGGCCACUCAUAUGCCGCCGCCAAUCCCAGCCAGUGCGACAUCAUUGUCCCUCGAGGCUGAGACCACAGAUACGUCGUCGGUCAUCAUGGUUGCACUGCACAAUUUUGAUAAUGUGCUGCGUCGAGCUCUCGGUACAUCCACUUUUGGGGCCGGAAACCACGCAGGAUCGACAUACGCUUGGUGGACUUUGGACGACUUCAUAGCGCUCGCCACGAUGGUCAUAUUCUUCCUGGUCAUCUAUCUCGUUUUCCUGGCACUCAAGCUGAUAUUGGGGAUGGUUCUAUUAUCGUAUUCCCGGAACCGUUACCGUGACAUGAAGACUAGAGAGGAUCAACCUAUCGACACUUACGGUCGAAGGGUUGGCGGGUGGGGAGCGGUGGAGGUCGAUGAAGACAAGCGUCGCUGGAUCUACGAAGAUGAUCCUGGGAAUCUGGCUAAGCUCAAAGAGAAGGAGAGCAGAGGCCGUCAGAAAGCCGAUCAAACGGCGUUGAAGCUUGAUAACGUUGAUCGCUACACAAUGGUUGCCAAAAGGAUAUGGUAGUACAAGCUGACCUGCACAGCAGCCUCGGCCCGUGCAAUAUUAAAGCACUUCUCAUCGCCUUGAUGACCCUCAAGCACGAAAACAAUAUUGUCUCACCGGAAGACGAGUAAGUAUG